AUGCGUUUACUGCGCAUGUUAGGCUUUGUCCUUCGCACGCCAUCCCGCCAUAUUUGUACUUCCUCAACUGUUUCUUUAAAUCAAAAGAUUAAUGGCUACAUACGUAACGGAAAUUUAAAUGAGGCGCGUAAAUUGUUCAACCAAAAUCCCAACUCAAGAAACGUUAUCUCGUGGAACUCAAUGAUCAACGGGUACAUCAAAAUCUGCCAAAUCCAACAAGCCCAGAAGCUAUUCGACGAAAUGCCCCAAAGAGACGUUGUCUCCUGGAACACUAUGCUUUCAGGAUUUCGAGAUAGUCAAAAACCGCAAAAGGCACACCAGCAUUUCCUAGAAAUGAUGAGAAAAGGGCCGAGACCUAAAGAGCUCACCUUUGCUGUACUUAUUAGUGCUUUCUUGAAUACGAAGUUUGAUGUCUUAAUCCAACAACUUCACUGUCUUGUUAUAUGCUCAGGGCUUAAUCUGAAUGUGUUUCUUGGGUCUGCUUUAAUGAGGGGUUAUAUUGCUUUGGGUGAUUGUGAGGGUUUCUGUAGAGUAUUUGAUGAGAUUUUAGAGAAAGAUGUGGCUCCCUGGAAUGUGUUACUUUUGGGUUAUAUGGAAUUUGGGUUGAUAAAUGAAGCUCAGAGGGCUUUUGACGCGAUGCCUGAGAAAAACGCAUAUUCUUGGAGCACUUUGAUUAAUGGAUAUGCUAAAAAUAAAAAAGUUAAUGAAGCUCGAGAAGCUUUUAAUAAGCUGAGCAAAAAGGACGUCGUUUCAUGGACUGCGAUGAUAAAAGGGUAUGUGCAGGGUGAAAAGUUUGUAGAGGCUUUGGAGCUGUUUCUCUUGAUGAUGAACUCAGGGACUCGACCUAACCAUUAUACCUUUUCAAGUGUAUUAGAUGCUUGCGCUGGUUGCUCUUCUCUUGUCAUGGGUAAUGAAGUUCAUACAUGUAUCUUAAAGUUUGGAUGUCCGCUUGAUGUGAUUCUAGCAACCUCCCUUGUCGACAUGUAUGCAAAAUGUGGGGACAUAGACGCAUCAUGUCAGAUAUUCGAGUCAAUGUUGACAAAGAAUUUGGUGUCAUGGAAUUCAAUUAUAGGAGGUUAUGCAAAACAUGGCCUCGCCACAAGAGCAUCAGAGGAGUUUGAGAGAAUGGUUAAGAGUGGUGUCAGGCCAGAUGAAAUUUCAUUCAUCAAUCUUUUGUCAGCCUUCGUGCAUGGAGGAAUGGUUCAAGAAGGUGAAAAGAUAUUUAACUCCAUGAGCACAAAGUACGGAAUACAAGCAGAGAUGGAGCAUUAUGCUAGUAUGGUGGAUUUAUAUGGAAGAGCAGGGCUGCUAGAGAAAGCUGGAAAAUUGAUCGAGAGUAUGCCUUUUGAACCCGAUGUGGUUGUCUGGGGUGCAUUGCUUGGAGCCUGUGGUUUACAUUCCUCUCUGGAUCUUGCUGAGGCUGCAGCAAAUGGAAUAUCCAAACUGCAACAAGAUCAUCCUGCUGUGUGUUCAAUGUUGUCCAAGAUAUAUGGUGAAAAUGCAGUUUGGGGUAGAGUGAAUGAGCUAAAGAAGUUAAUGAGGAAAGGGCAUGUGAGAAAGCAGAAUGCUGGAAGUUGGAUUGAAUCUCGGCAUGUUUUCAUCUGA
Messenger RNA from Olea europaea var. sylvestris, 1605 nucleotides. Its product is annotated as pentatricopeptide repeat-containing protein At4g02750-like. Gene Ontology annotation, biological process: RNA modification. The transcript has a single exon. NCBI's taxonomy places the organism in Eukaryota, Viridiplantae, Streptophyta, Magnoliopsida, Lamiales, Oleaceae. The record is from RefSeq and is a predicted model, not a curated record. Gene Ontology annotation, molecular function: RNA binding; protein binding. Bases 1 to 1605 code for a protein of 534 amino acids.